GCCCCGGGAGCUUCACGUGUGUACCGCGCUUGCCAUGAACCUGCUGCGAGCCGCCGCGGCCGCGGCUCUGGGGCGCAGGCCGCUCCCUUGGGUGCCCGCCGCGUCGCGCUGGCGGGGGAAGCAGGCUAAUUGGAGGUUCUGCCGAUGGUGCUCGUCAGGAGUGGUGCCUAAUGAAAAGAUACGGAAUAUUGGAAUCUCGGCGCACAUCGAUUCUGGGAAGACUACACUCACGGAGCGAGUGCUGUACUACACAGGCAGGAUUGCAGAGAUGCAUGAGGUGAAAGGGAAGGACGGUGUCGGCGCUGUCAUGGAUUCCAUGGAGCUGGAGCGGCAAAGAGGGAUCACCAUUCAGUCCGCGGCCACCUUCACCCUGUGGAAAGACGUCAACAUCAACAUCAUCGAUACUCCGGGUCACGUGGACUUCACGAUCGAAGUCGAAAGGGCUCUGAGAGUCUUGGAUGGAGCAGUGCUGGUUCUUUGUGCCGUGGGAGGCGUGCAGUGCCAGACCAUGACCGUGAACCGUCAGAUGAAGCGCUACAACGUCCCCUUUCUCACGUUCAUAAACAAGCUGGACCGGAUGGGCUCCAGCCCCACCAGGGCUCUGCAGCAAAUGAGGUCCAAGCUCAAUCAUAAUGCGGCAUUCAUGCAGAUACCCAUUGGUUUGGAAAGCAAUUUUAAAGGUGUUAUAGAUCUUAUCGAGGAGCGAGCCAUCUAUUUUGAUGGAGACUGUGGCCAGAUUGUUCGAUACGACGACAUUCCGGCUGAAUUCCGGGCAGCGGCCGCAGACCACCGGCAGGAGCUGAUCGAAUGUGUUGCCAAUGCAGAUGAGGAUCUUGGGGAGCUGUUCCUGGAAGAAAAAGUACCCUCAGUGUCUGACAUAAAGCUUGCAAUCCGAAGAGCCACAAUAAGUAGAAGCUUUACCCCUGUCUUUUUGGGAAGCGCUUUGAAGAACAAAGGCGUCCAGCCCCUCUUAGACGCCGUUGUAGAGUACCUGCCGGACCCCUCGGAGGUCCAGAAUCACGCUGUGCUCCAUCAGGAGGGUGAAUCAAAGGAGAAAACCAAGGUCUUGAUGAGCUCCAAAAGAGACAACUCUCACCCCUUUGUUGGCCUGGCUUUCAAACUGGAGGCAGGUCGAUUUGGGCAGCUGACGUACGUUCGUAGUUACCAGGGGGAGUUGAAGAAGGGUGACAACAUCUAUAACACCAGGACGAGAAAGAAAGUGCGGGUGCAGCGGCUGGUUCGCAUGCAUGCCGACAUGAUGGAGGAUGUUGAGGAAGUGUAUGCCGGAGAUAUCUGUGCAUUGUUUGGCAUUGAUUGUGCAAGUGGAGACACAUUCACAAACAAAGAUAAUAGUGGCCUUUCCAUGGAGUCUAUUCAUGUUCCCGAUCCUGUCAUUUCAAUAGCAAUGAAGCCUUCCAACAAGAGUGAUCUAGAAAAAUUCUCAAAAGGUAUUGGCAGAUUUAUAAGAGAAGACCCAACAUUCAGAGUCCACUUUGACACCGAAAGCAAAGAGACCAUCGUCUCCGGGAUGGGGGAACUACACUUGGAGAUCUAUGCUCAGAGGAUGGAAAGAGAAUACGGCUGCCCCUGUGUCACAGGAAAGCCUAAAGUUGCCUUUCGAGAGACCAUUGCUGGCCCUGUCCCGUUUGAGUUUACGCAUAAGAAGCAGUCAGGUGGUGCGGGCCAGUUUGGGAAGGUAAUCGGCGUCCUCGAGCCUCUGGAGCCAGAGAACUACACGAAGCUGGAGUUUGCCGAUGAAACCUUCGGGGCAAAUAUUCCAAAGCAGUUUGUGCCUGCUGUAGAAAAGGGGUUUUUGGAUGCCUGUGAGAAGGGCCCUCUCUCUGGUCACAAACUCUCCGGGCUCCGGUUUGUCCUGCAAGAUGGAGCGCACCACAUGGUUGAUUCCAAUGAGAUCUCUUUCAUCCGAGCGGGAGAAGGUGCACUCAAACAAGCCCUGGGAAAUGGAACAUUAUAUAUUCUUGAGCCUGUUAUGUCCGUGGAAGUGAUAGCCCCAACUCAGUUUCAGGGAACAGUGAUAGCAGGGAUUAACCGGCGCCACGGGGUCAUCACUGGCCAGGAUGGAAUUGAGGACUAUUUCACACUGUAUGCCGACGUUCCUCUAAACGAUAUGUUUGGUUAUUCCACUGAACUCAGGUCCUGCACAGAGGGCAAGGGAGAAUAUACAAUGGAGUAUUGCAGGUAUCAGCCAUGUGUACCAGCCACCCAGGAAGAGCUUAUUAAUAAGUAUUUGGAAGCUACAGGUCAACUUCCAGUCAAAAAAGGAAAAGCCAAGAACUAACUUUCUUCACUAAGACUGUCAAACUUCCUUAGAAUCUGCAACGCUAGACACUUAGCUGAAUUCCACGGGGACGGAUGAGGGCUGCUGAAACAGGGAUUGUCGAAGCCCGUCCUCAUAUUUGGGAGUUUCUGUUGCAUUCAGAGAUAAGUCUGCAUAAUAUCUCAACUAUGGUGGAUUUUAUAGUUUCUUGAAAGGUGGAAAAUGUGAUUUCUGAGAUAUAUUUAAUAUUUAUUUAAGGGAGGAAGAGGCUAAUUUUAGUUAUACUUCUAAGUUUAGAAAGUAUAAACUAAAAAAAAAAAGACAUAGGAAUUUUCAACCUAUAGAAAAGGUGUAAAUAAUACAAAGACUGUCCUUAUGCCUCCCAUCUCGAUUUACCAAGUAGCAAUUUUAAAAAAACAAUUCACCCUAUCAUAAUAAUUUGUUUUCUUAGAUUUGAUUCAUAUAUUUGUCUAUUAACUAUCUAGCUUUGUCUCAUGCCUCUAUGUAUUUUUAAGACUUUAAAAAUCACUUUGCUGAACAUUGAAAAGUGAAUUUCAUACAUCAUGACACUUGUGGGCCUUUAACUCUUAAUGCACAGCCUUUUUUCUUAUUAGUUGGGAUUUAAUACAUACAUCAUUCCAAAUUUCAGUCAAGUAGAAUGUAUAAUUGCUACCACAGUCAGUGUCCAAACAGUCUUCUCUACAUGGACUCCUUGACAUGAUCUCCCUUUUGCCCCACCUCCAUCACUCAGACCCCCAACCCCCACCCCGGAAUCCCUUAUUUUACUUGCUGCCCCUCUAGGUCCAUCGAUCCUAGGUUUCACACACUGGAAAAUGGAAAAGCAUAUUACACAUCUUCAAGUGGGUGACCUCCAUUGACAUAACACCUCUGAGAUACGCUCUAAUACGAACAAACAACAAAAACUGAAGAAAACAACACAAACCAAAAAUACAGAAGAUUCUGGAAACCACAUUAGUGGAUAGCCUUUUUAUGUCAGAGAGUGGAUUCUGUAUGAUCUAGAUAUAUAACAUUUUUCAAAUUCUUCACUAGGAUAUUAGAGAACUGGUUAAAGCUUUGUUUUAUGUAUAGCUGAUUGGUUAAAAUUGUGGCUUCUGCAAUUCACUUUUAGCUGCCUCUGCUAAAAAUGUAAAAAAACUGCCUUGUAUUUCUAUGUGAAGUGAGAAAUAGGCCCUUACACGUGAUGUGCUUGUCUAUCCAUCUUGAUGUUUCUGCAGCCCUAAAUAAUAAAAUAUGUUUUACAG
Echinops telfairi (small Madagascar hedgehog) is the source of this 3540-nucleotide messenger RNA. It is a transcript of the gene GFM1, whose product is annotated as G elongation factor mitochondrial 1. The record is from RefSeq and is a predicted model, not a curated record. Gene Ontology annotation, cellular component: mitochondrion. Gene Ontology annotation, molecular function: GTPase activity; translation elongation factor activity; GTP binding. The coding region runs from base 35 to 2299 and encodes 754 amino acids. Gene Ontology annotation, biological process: mitochondrial translational elongation. The transcript is spliced from 18 exons. Lineage: Eukaryota; Metazoa; Chordata; Mammalia; Afrosoricida; Tenrecidae.